Messenger RNA from Oncorhynchus keta (chum salmon), 3843 nucleotides. It is a transcript of the gene ncapg2, whose product is annotated as non-SMC condensin II complex, subunit G2. The record is from RefSeq and is a predicted model, not a curated record. NCBI's taxonomy places the organism in Eukaryota, Metazoa, Chordata, Actinopteri, Salmoniformes, Salmonidae. The transcript has 27 exons. Bases 154 to 3573 code for a protein of 1139 amino acids. Gene Ontology annotation, cellular component: nucleus; condensin complex. Gene Ontology annotation, biological process: mitotic sister chromatid segregation.
UGCUGCAAAAACAAAUUACAGUAGAUUGCGUGCGUGAAAGAAUUAACGUAAUGACGUUGUACAGACGUGGCUCUGGAUCUUAAAUCUAAAUUUGCGCGGGGAAGCAGUUGGGUGGAGAUUUGACUGUUUAUUUCACGGCACUGGCUAAACGAAAUGUCUAAGCGAGAGGCAUUUUUAAACUCGGUCUGCAAAGACAAUGUGGGGGAAUUUCUGAAUUUCACUAAACUCCAUAAGGACACGACUGAGCCCUUUGACUUGGAAGAGGUCCUGCAGGAGUUGCCAAAGGCCCAGAGGGAGGCACUGUGGGCCAGACUAGUCACCCUGCUUUGUGACCAACUGGCGGCCUUUCCACCAGAGCACUGGGAUGCUGGCAUAGAGGACGACAAUGACAUGGACAUGGAGAUGGAGGUGUCCCCAGACCUGACGCACACCAUAUCUGUUCUUGAGGGAGUGACUCUCGUGGUCACUGCUUCGGUUGAAGUCAUUGAGGAUGGUGACACUUACAACUCUCUCUUAGAGUGCGCCAACAUAUUAAAUGGUGUCUUGCCCUACCUUCCUGCCUCUGAGAUGCCUCUGCGGCAGGCUGUCCACGGUCUGUGUGAGGCCUGGUGGAAGAAAGGCCUCCUGGGGAAAGAAGAGCUGGGCCGCACAUCCUUCCUCGUAUGCCUGGAGAAGACUCUCAUACUGAAGAAACCAAUGACUGAGAUCCAAAGGCUGUGGGGUUUCCAUGAGGUGCUGCUGACUGUGGAUUUUCAAUCGGAGGACAACAAGGAGCUGAUCGAUCUGCUGCUGCAGUGCUUCCUCAGUGUCAAUCACAUCAGAAAUGAAGAUGGAAAGCGUCUGAUGGUGUUUCUCUUUAGCUGGAAUGUCAACUUCAUCCGGAUGAUCCAUGGAACCAUCAAAAACCAGCUGCCCUACUUUGCAAAUUCCCUCACUGACCACAUAGCUGAGAUCUACUGCCGGGCCUGGAAGAAGGCCUCUGGGUUCUGUCUGGAGCAGAUAGAGAGCACCUGCAUCCAGGACUUCAUGCAGUACGCUGUGCUCCUGCACAGGUCUUCGCCCGUCCAUGCCAAAGUCAGACAGAUACUGAGCUACUUUCACAAACUGAAGGGCCGCCACAGGUUGGAUGAGAUGCUCUACAGACUCUACAAGCCCAUUCUCUGGAGAGCGCUAAGUGCUGCCAACUCUGAGGUCCGGGCCAAUGCCACUCUGCUAUUCACCGAGGCCUUCCCUAUCCACGACCCCAGCCAGAGCAGUGAGAAGAUGGACGAGACCAUUCAGAAACAACUGGACACGCUCGUCAGCCUGCUGGAGGACCCUCAGCCCCUGGUGCGCUCCACAGCCACCCUGGGGGUCUGUAAGAUCCUGGCCAAGUGCUGGGAGGUCAUCCCCCCCACCGUCAUCACCGACUUCCUCAAGAAGCUGGUGGUAGAGCUGGCCAAUGAUACCAGCUCCCCUGAUGUCCGCUGCUCCGUCUUCAAGUGUUUGACCAUCGUACUGGACAAUGGCUACAGCCACCCAUUGCUUGAGCAGCUUCUGCCAGCUCUGAAGAACAGCCUCCAUGACACCUCGGAGAAAGUACGCGUGGCCUUCCUCGACAUGCUGCUAAAGAUUAAAGCGGUGCGGGCCGCCAAGUUCUGGAAAGUGUCCUCCAUGGAACACCUGCUAGCCCGUCUGGCUGUCGACUCGCAGCCCGUCUCCAAGCGCAUCGUCAACCUCCUCUUCAAUUCCUUCUUCCCCGUCAACCAAUCAGAGGAUGUGUGGUGUGAACGCUGUGUCACUCUGAUUCAGAUGAACCCCAAGGCAGCCAGGAAGUUCUACCAGUACUCGCACAUCUACACUGCCCCCACUAACAUAGUCAAGCUGAUGCUGACUAUCCGCAGGUGUUUGAAUGCCUGCAUCCAGACUGAAGACCCGAACAAGACCAACCCGACCAACAAAGAGAACGCUAGUGUUCUUGAGGACGUCCUUUCGGUCAAGGACACGGCGUCCAUGGCCAGUCUGCUGGAGGUGGUGGUGAUCCUGUGGAGGAGCAUACGGAAAGCCCUGCAGCUCAACAAGGACGCCCUCAAGUACACCACUGCCAAGUUUGGCUCCGUCGUGCCCAAAUAUUUCAACGUCUUCCAGGAGGAGCGUUGCACAGUUCCCCUCAUCCAACUGGCCUCCCUCCUGCCCCCAGCUUCAGUCCCCACUUUCAGCUGUGGGGUGCUGUCCAGGCUGAAGAGGCUAGAGGCGGGGGCCAAGGUGUCCCAGUACAGUCAGAUCAUCGAGUGUCUGUGUAGCUGGGGCCAGGCCGCACACGUCCUGGAGCUUAUCACCGACUGGCUCACCGAGGCCUUACCCACCGCCACGGGCAACGGUAACACCAGUCGGAAAGUGCGCAUCCAGGAGACAGUGGAGGCCAAGCCAGACCUGGGGUUAGAUUACCUGGAGUACCUAGUCAGCCGCACCUCCACGCGGGACUGCAUCAGGCACGGCCAGCUCAAACAGCUGCACAAAGCCCUCGGGGCCUGGAAGUUGGUGCUGUACUCCCAUCUGAGCUCUUCUGAGGCCCAGGCCGAUGUUCCCAGUGUAGAAACGGCAAUGAGGGCGUUUGCCUUUCACGCACGACUCAGUGCCCAUCUACACCACAAAUUCUCUGAGUGCAGGGAUUUCCUGGUUUCUGUGGAGAACACCGCAGCAUGGGUGGCAGAGAGGGCGCUGCCCUUCCUGGUCAGUCCCAGUGAGGGAGGGGUCACUGAGCAGCAGCGGGGCCUCGCCAGGCAGGUGGUAGAGAAUUUCCUCACAGUGUGCAGCGAUGUGAUCCGGGUGGGCCUUGGGGACGAGGAGUUCAAAGGGCAGAUCCUUCACCUGUGCUCCGUCGUGCUCCUCUCUGAGAAGGGCUACCUGUGUGUUCCACUGCUGCUCUCUGUGCUGACGGAGGUGGCGGAGAACUACGUCCCCGAGAACCAGGCCCAGGACGACCAGUCCUCCAUCAUCCUCAGCGUGGUUACCAACAUCUUCCAGAAGAUCCUGGAGGUCAUGGCUCGCUGCCUGAGGAAGGACCCCGAGGAGGGCCAGGAGCUGUGGCACUCGGCUGUUCCCGUUCUAGGAGACUUCCUCCAGGUGGUUCAGGCUUGGUCGGGCUUCGACUCCAACCCCCUAAACGGGGUGUUUUCAACCAUCUGUGCUGCAACCCUGGCGGCAAGCCAACACUCCCUUCAAAGGAUUACACUUCCCCAAGAGGUCACAAUACCAGAGACAGUCCAGGAUUUGCCUCCUCUCUCAUGCAUCUUGUUGGACAUUCUCCUCAAAUCGCCCCCUGUCACCAGGGCCUACCUGGCAGAGAUCAACAUAACUGUUGACUCCGAGGUCAUUGACGGUCUGACCGGAUUGGCUGCAGUUCUUCACAUUCUGUCAGUUGUCAGACAGACCGGGAAGUUUAAGGCAGAUCUGAGGAGUACAGCCGUGUCCAUCCAGAGGCAGCUUCAGAAACACUGCGCCGUCACGGCUGAGAACGAAGGACACAUCCAGAGGGUAAUCUACGAAUCUGCUAUCAAGACAUUAAAUGAGCUUCUGAUGCCAAGCCAUUGAGGGGACAAGAGCGAGAGAACGUCAAGAGUUUUAACAUUUUUAACAUAUAUUUAACAUUUUCUAAUUGUAUUUGUGUUUCCAGUGUCAGCUAUUUUUGUGUUCUGUUCUAUAUAUUUUUUAAAGCUUUUCUAUGUAAUCAUGGGUUAUGCAGAAUGAUUUGUAACUUGUGCUUUGGAUUUAUGUAUUGCCUUAGUAGAUAUAGAUAUGCUGCAUGAACUGAACUGUGUAACAUUGUUCACUGUUUAAAAAUAAAUAGAAAUUUUUGUUUCA